This is a messenger RNA of Coregonus sp. 'balchen', 4691 nucleotides long. NCBI's taxonomy places the organism in Eukaryota, Metazoa, Chordata, Actinopteri, Salmoniformes, Salmonidae. The record is from the annotation of a GenBank genome assembly.
AGCUGAUACGUUAAAACCCUAUCGAGGCUUUGUAAAAUCUGUCAGGUGGGGACUGCGCCUUUAAAAAAAGCCCUUGCCUCGUCACUGUCAACGAAAACCCGGAACCAAAAAAAGCAAGUUGUGUUGCGCUAACAGUGGAUUCGAUUACUUCAGUUGGGUGAGAGGCUAUGGGAGUUACAAACCAUGUCAGUUGCUGCAAUACUGCAUCUACCUAUUGAAAUAACAGCCGAAAUCAGUCGUAUGAUAUUUGAGAACAAAGGAUUUUUAGAUAAGGAAGAGUAGCCUAACCAUCGAUAGAUUCAUGAUAUCGAUAUGUUCAACUCCAAUGAAGCAAACCUAAGGACGACACUAGACUGAUCGGAGACAAAUCAUAAAAGUCCUUAUUGAAAGAUGGGUUUGGCAAGUAGAAGUACAUGUUACCAUGAAAGGGUAGAGUAUAAUUUGUAUAAAUGCCAAGGGAGACAGGCUUAGGGUAGCCUAGGGGCUAUUAUUUAGGAGUCGAAGUAGGGCGUUGCAAAUACAAGCUAUUACAAUACUAUUAUAAUAAAGAAAUGUGCAACGUAUGGUGCAGUGCUGCGAGAACUUCAAAAUAAGACGCUAAGCGGAAUUGCGGCCUCUAUCUAACCCUAUAAUAGGUGCAGUUUCACAACAAGUUCAGUUCGCGGACUGACACGUAGCUGUAGAUAGGGCCAACAGGGAACGAGCAGCUGCCGUCAGUUUCAGCUAUAGAGAUACUGGUCUUUUUCGUUCUAGCCCUGGUUUUUAGAAAGCUUUGUUAUGUCGAGAACUAGUCGACGGUACAAGCCUUUGCAGGUGAAUAAUGGUGCUGUCCCUGGUUGCAACUCGGUUCGAAUGCCCCGUGCUCGGGUACUGGUCUUCUGUCUCUUGGGUGUGCUGACUCUUGCUAUGGUGUUGGGGUUAUAUUUGUCCAACGACACAAGCAGCAACCGCAACAACAGAAUCCCCGUCGUAGAUUUGGCAAAAGACAGGGUAAGGAACUAAACUCAAUCAUUUACUGUACUAUUUACAGUUGCGGGAGUGAUUUGUUGUUCAAGUACAGUUGGCACACUGAGAAUGGUAUCACUGAGGGCUUCAGUGAUUUGAGGUUUGUUAUUGAGUGUUCUAUUCCAGUUGUUCAUCUCUUGCUCUCUCUCUACCACUCACCCACUCAUUCCUCUGCUUCUCCAGUUAUCCCAUAAGGUCAGUAAGUCUUCUCCAUCCCAGGUGCGGCGGCUGGUGUCCCAGGUAGACGGGACACGCCUGUGGGAGACUCACCUUAGGCCCAUCCUCAUAGAGAGACUGCCAGGAACCCUGGGCAGCCAGGCUGUACGCCAGGUGAGUGGAUCAGAUAGACUAGGUGACAAUUUAUAUAUAUAUUUUUUUAUUUAUUUUACCUUUAUUUAACUAGGUAAAAUUCAGUUAAGAACAAAUUCUUAUUUACAAUGACGGCCUACACCGGCCAAACCCGGACGACGCUGGGCCAAUUGUGUGCCGCCCUAUGGGACUCCCAAUCACGGCCGGUUGUGAUACAGCCUGGAAUCGAACCAGGGAGUCUGUAGUGACGCCUCAAGCACUGAGAUGCAGUGCCUUAGACCGCUGCGCCACUCAGGAGCCCAAUGAUGAUGCAUUUCUAUGGUGUGUUUCUCACAGUACUCCUGUAGGAAAGAGUAUAUCAUUUCCAGUUAAAGAUCAAACGAAAUGCCUCUAGUUCACACCCUUUUCUCAUGUCUUUCUCUCAGCACAUCUCCUCCACCUUAUCAUCCCUCUCCGCUGGCUGGACAGUAGAACUCGACUCUUUCCUGUCACCAACGCCUCGGGGUCAGGUCACCUUCUCCAACAUCAUCGCGACCCUUGAUCCCGGGGCCCCUCGCAGGCUGCUGCUGACCUGCCACUACGACUCCAAGGUCCUGCCACCGGACCCCCGCGUCCCAGAGAGGGUGUUCCUGGGGGCCAGCGACUCAGCGGUGCCUUGUGCCAUGAUCCUGGAGCUGGCUUCUGCCUUGGACGCCCAGCUCAAAGCUCUCAAUCAGCAGGUACCAUGUCCAUCAAUUUAUUUCCAGGGACUGCAUUUUAUAUCUAUUUAUAAGUUUAGUCAGUAUAGGAGAUUUUGUUGAGAUAAACAGUCAAAUGUUCAAAGCAGACCUGUCCCAAGUUGGCAGCAAACAAAAUGCAGUAGCAUUGUGUUAUCAGGCAUUGUGGUCACAACCAUACGUGUCUGAUUUCCCUGGGGACAUUUACUUAGAAUAAUGUUGUUGUUUUUUUUACAUAGAAUGGGCAGGAUUAUCAUGUCAAGGCCAGCAGGCAGUUUACUAUGAUACACAGAAUAAAAGACUGCAAUGGAAAGAACAAAGAGAGUUGGUGAGGGAGAAAGAGAGCGAGGUGAGAUGCUGCGUUUCUCUCCCUACUCUCUAUCCCCUCCUCUCUCUCUGCAGUGUAGGGUAUAAAGUGCUGACUGUAGCCUUGCAGAGAGCAGCCCUGUUUUUAGCAGAAGACUCCUCUGUUUAGCAGUGUCCCCCCAGAGACUGAAUUUGGAAGUCAGAAAUACACACAACCACACACAGCCAAACUGCGACAUCACUGCAGUCCUCACACAAAAAGGAAAAUCAACUGCAAGAGUGAUGUUGUUGCUGGGAAAUGAGAAUUGAGAUGUGAUGAAAUGACGUUGCCUUUACUUGGCUACCAGUUCACCAGUUGGCACAGAACAGAAAAUUCUCACCACUUUCUCCAUCUUCUGCUAUUAAACACUACCUCCUCCCUCUCUCUCUGUAGGCAUCUGCUGUAACCCUCCAGCUAGUGUUUUUUGACGGAGAGGAGUCGUUUGAGGAGUGGACAGCCACAGACUCUCUCUACGGAUCAAGGCACCUGGCAGAGCGCAUGGCACACACACCCCACCCACUAGGCUCCACACACACCAACCUGCUGCAGGCUGUGGUAAGACACGUGUGUGUGUGUGUGUGUGUCUUAAAAUAUGGCAUAUCCACUCACUCUCACCUCUCCCUCCAUUUUUAGGACCUCUUUGUUCUACUGGACCUGCUUGGUGGACCAGACCCUUUGAUUGUAAAUCACUUUGACAACACUGCCCGCUGGUUUGACCGUCUCAUCGCUGCAGGUAACAUGCACACCCCAGGGAGGGUCUGUUCCCUUAUUGUCAUUGUCUUUCUGUGCUUUAACUCUCCUCCAUCCAUCUCUCUCUCAGAGAAGAGGCUGCACAGGCAGGGUCUGUUGACCUCUCACCCCUCUGAGCAGACCUACUUCAGGAAGGACGUGUACCUAGGCCCUGUGCAGGACGACCACAUCCCCUUCCUACAUAAAGGUGAGUGAGAGGUGUGCUCAUAUACAGACAGACACAAACUGACAUACUAUCACGACACUACUUCGCCUCGGCUGAUGGAAUUAGGAUUUUAAGAAAUAAUUGAAAUCCUGCAUUUCUGAUUAUUUCACACCAACUCAGGUGUUCCUGUGCUUCAUGUCAUUGCCACCCCCUUCCCCCCAUUCUGGCACACGCUGGAUGACACUGAGGAGAACAUGCACCGGCCCACAGUGGAGAACCUCACCAAGGUUCUGGCUGUGUUCCUGGCUGAGUACCUGGGCUUCUAACCACAGCUGGACCCGCCAUUGGACUGGUCCCAUAAACCAGAACCAACAGAUUACCUGGACACCUUUUUAACCACAGUGUAGGAAAUACACAGACAGGGGAUUGGGGGAGGUUUUGCCCUGACAUUGCAAAAAACUAGGAGAGAUAGAUGUUCCUCUGUCACUGGACAGGUUCCAUCCACCGAAUCCAACACUCAUAGACACAUUGAUCUGAGAGCAGAACUACCAUGACGUUACACUGCUGGAAGUAGGCAGCUUGUAUCACAGAAAACAAUUGAUGGUACACGUUCAUGAAAAAGAACUGGAAGAGGCCUUUCUGUGAAUUUUAAUAUUCUAAUUGACUGUUUUAAGUCUUAAGGAAAAAGACAAAGCUAACCUAAUCCUUAAUUUAUGCUAUAUGAUCAUCGGUUGUGAUUUUCCAACACUUGAUUUCAUGCAAUAAGGUCACUGAGCCGACAUUUACGGUUAUAUUCACGGAGCAUGGCAGUGAACGAAAACUUGAAAAAAAGUAAUUAAAAUGAUUGUCAAUGCCUUUUGGUUUUUUACUAUUACUGUAUAUCUUCUGUAUGCAUUACCUCUCCCCAAGAGGUUUCAGGCCUGUCUUGAUUUAGCCAUGGAGAUAUAUUUAAUCUGUCUCAUUUAGCACAUCAUACCAGAGUGCUGAUUUCAAAAACAGCUGAAUCAGAAAAGGUGAAUGUUCAUACACAUUAUGGUGUAGUCCAGGUGCUGGGUGAAAUAAGCUGUAUUAAAAAUACAGCUGAAUCAGUAACGUCAGUCAAAAUCGAAUAGGCCAGAUUGCCUUUGUGGCAGGCAGGCAGCUUUAUUGGUCCAGUGGAGAAUAUGUGAAUCCAUGUACACACACUGGAUGUUGUUUCAGCUCAGUGAAUAGGAAUCUCAGAGCCGUCCCUAUGGGACAUACAGAAAGAAGACUACAGUGGGAGAGGCUGUGUGCUUGUCUUGGCUGCACUAACAUUUGGCCGUGGUUUCUCUCAGCCACAACCUGGGUCGUGUUCAGUAAGCAUGAUAUGGGAGCACAUUUUUAUAAACACAUUGUUUAUUCCCAAAUGCUUCAAAUGCUUGUCAAUGUUUGGUCUGAU